CAAAUUAAAAAAUCAUAAAAAUAUACACGAAAAUGGCGGAGAGAUUUUUCUUCACGCGCCACCGCACGCCGAGGACCCAAUCCGACCCCAUUGUGCUCCUCUCCGGUCCGCCUUCUUCUGGUAAGACCUCACUGCUUUUCCAAUUCGCGUUGAACACUCUAGCCGAGGGCGGCGGUUCCGUCGUCAUUCUCUGCAAUAGGCGCAAGCUGGAAGCAAAUCCCCCAUUCCUCUCUCAGGGUGUUGAUCCAUCCUCCGACAUAUUCCGAAGAAUUCAAAUGAAAUAUGUAGAUGAUGAUGAAGGCAUCAAGAAAUAUUUUGCAGCAUUCCACUUACACCAUUCCUUCCCUGCAUCUGUUAUUAUCGACGAUUUUGGGGAUUUUUUUGAUGAAAGGAAUUGCCAAAAGAGAUACAACAACCCUCGAGGAAGGGAUUUGGCGAUGGUUAGAGUUUUAGCUCUUUGUCGAAAUGCCAUCAAUCAUGCUAAUAAAAAUGGUCUUUGUGAACUUGUAUUAUCCGACACUCACAAAGGCGACACUCCGAGGCUUCUUUACAUUUACAAGAGAUGGAUGUCCACCAUCUACACCAUUAAAGGUGAUGGUUCGGGAUCAUAUAUUCUUAAGGACUACUCGGAUAAUGCAAAUGAUCAGAAGUCGAAAUCUGCUAAGUAUUCCAUCGCUCUCCAAUAUCUGGUACUCGAAGGUCUUGUAGAAGGAACUUCACAUUGAACUUCACAUUAAUGUUAUACGUAGUUUUAAAUCACGAAGGCUAUACCUAGCAAACUAGUUUUAGUGUUCAAUUGUUUCCUUCACAUAUUUGAUUUCACAAAACACACAAAUUCAAGAAUCAAUGAUUCAAUCCUUAGAAAUGGUAUUUGUUCUGGCUAGAGCACUCUAAAUGGUACUCUUUUUCGCCGUCUUUCUUUUACUUAUGUUAUAUAUAUAGAGAUGGAAAAGUAUAUAAUAUGUAAUUAACAAUGUAUUUUCCGAUCAGGUUAAACUUAGAUCAAAAGUUUAUUGUGAAUGGGUUACUCCACGUUAGUAUGAUAUUUUCCCCCUUUUAGACAAGUCUAUAGGAAUUUGUUUUUGGACUUCUCCAUAAAGUCUCAGUUAUAUGUUAAUUUAUACCAUUUUUUUCCAUUAUUUUAACGGUGUGGGACUUGAGUUUGGUUAUUUAAUGAAAACAUUAUUGGGUAAUUUUGCCCCCUCUAGAGAACUCUAAAUGGUACUCUUUUUCGCCUUAUUUCUUUUUCUUCUGUUAUAUAUAGAGAUGGAAACUGUUGGAAGAAUAUAUAAUAUGCAAUUAAUGAUGCGUUCCCUUGUCAGCUUAAACUUAGAUUAAAAGUUUGCUAUGAAUAGGUAAUCCAUGAUAGUAUAAUAUUGUCCGCUUUAGAUCAAGCCCGUACGAAAUUACUUUUGAACUUAUCCAAAGGGUAAUUUUAGAAGGAGUUUUAAGCACCAAGACUAUACCUAGCAAAUUAGUUUUAGUGUUCGAUUGUUCCCUUCACAUAUUUGAAUUCGCAAAAUACACAAAUUCAAGAAUCAAUUAUUCAAUCCUAACUUAGGAAUGGUAUUUUUUUCUGGCUAGAGCACCAUAAAUAGUACUCUUUUUCGCUUUCUUUUACUUAUGUUAUAUAUAGAGAUGGAAAUUGUUGGAAGAGAAUAUAAUAUGUAAUUAACGACGCAUUUCCCUAUCAGCUUAAACUUAGGUCAUAACAACUCCACGUUAGUAUGAUAUUGUCCGCUUUAGACCAAGUCCGCACGUAUAUGCUUUUAAAUUUCUCCAAAAAGUCUCGGUUAGAUGUUAAUUUAUAACUAAUGAUUUUUUUCCCCUUAUUUUUACGGUGUGGGACUUGAGUUUGGUCAUUUAACACAAACAUUAUAAGGUAUUGAUCAGAUGCUAAAAUAAUGGCCUGAGAUGCUUCCUCCCUCGGCUCCUGCUCAAUCUGGAUCGUACACUUGCAUCGCCCGACCAUUGGACGGUCCCGAUUCUUCUUCGGACAUAAGGCUAAUCCUUCCUGAUUCUGAGAUGCUUCACCAGAGAAUCACCUAUGCAAUUUCAAAGGUGCAUGAUUCUUUUAGAAUUUGAUUCUCUUUUUGAAGAAUAUUGUUGACAUCUUAGUACUGUGAUGCUCUGUGCUGAAAGUUUUGUUCUAGAAAUGAAAUUAGUUUAUAUAGAAAUUUUGGAG
Messenger RNA from Andrographis paniculata, 2185 nucleotides. RefSeq lists its product as uncharacterized. The coding region runs from base 33 to 725 and encodes 230 amino acids. NCBI's taxonomy places the organism in Eukaryota, Viridiplantae, Streptophyta, Magnoliopsida, Lamiales, Acanthaceae. The transcript is spliced from 7 exons. Gene Ontology annotation, cellular component: Shu complex. Gene Ontology annotation, molecular function: single-stranded DNA binding. Gene Ontology annotation, biological process: double-strand break repair via homologous recombination. The record is from RefSeq and is a predicted model, not a curated record.